CCGAACCCAUAUCCAGAUAACCUGCAUAUAGUGUGCAAAGCAUUGGUCACUAAAAUACUGUUCAAUGGGUUGACAGCCAUUGGCGUCGAGUUUAUAGUGAAUGACAUUUCGUAUACGGUUUACGCCAACAGAGAAGUCAUUGUUUCCGCCGGUGCCAUAAAUACACCCCAAUUAUUGAUGCUCUCAGGCGUGGGUCCGAAACAGCACUUGAAUAGCCUUAAUAUACCGGUUGUAUUCGAUUUACCGGUUGGACAGCAUUACAGGAAUCAUCUAAAUACUCCAAUUAUAACCCAAUUAAAACCACAAUACAUGUACCUAGCUAAUAAAGUACCUCAAUUAAAUAUAGAUGAAUUGAAACAGCUGUAUUAUGAACAUGGUGGACCGUUGGCAAACAUUGUCACAUUAGUAUUAUAUUUAAACACACGUCUAAACCGAGACAAAGAGUGGCCAAAUGUGAUGCUUGAAUUUGGACACAUCUCUAGUGUUAUAUACAUUACCGUUGGUUUAGUGCGGUUUAAAAGUUACGGCUCAAUACGGCUCCAGUCAACCGAUCCAUUGUUGCCCCCAUUGAUUGACCCGAACUGGUAUUCACAGCCCAUUGACAGAGAAAAUAUGUUGGAUGCGGUGACCAUGGUGUUUGAGAUGUUAGAACAAUCAACAUUGGCACAAUAUUUACAACCUUUACCUUCAUUUUUAUCAAUAGGUUGUCCCGACUGUCCGGACAAACAGUAUUUGUAUGAAUGCGUUGAGGGAUUGAAGUGUUAUAUUAAAUACAAUACAAACUCUGGUGAUCACCCGUCGGGCACCUGUCGUAUGGGUGCGAUAGAGAGACCGGACGUUGUAGUCGACCCCCAAAUGAGGGUUAAGGGGGCCAACAAUCUAAGGGUUUGCGACGCCUCUGUCUUUCCCGUUAUACCCAACGCUAACACCGCCUCCGCAGCGAUACUCACGGGCUAUAAAUGCGCGCAAAUUAUUAUAUCAGAUUAUAAUUUA
This is a messenger RNA of Medioppia subpectinata, 993 nucleotides long. The record is from the annotation of a GenBank genome assembly. NCBI's taxonomy places the organism in Eukaryota, Metazoa, Arthropoda, Arachnida, Sarcoptiformes, Oppiidae.